GGCAGGAAAAAAUCUACUCCCCCAGCCUUAGAAUCAUAGGGACUGCGCUACAGGAGAGACUGCUUGCACAGAGCUGUGCUAACUCGCUGAGAGUACAGGAGAGAUCAGCUGUAAUAAGACUGAGAUGAAACCAUGGAUCUUCUGCCCUUCAGACUGAACAUCAGCAACAACUCCGGACCUGGAGCCAACCUGACCACUGCCAAGUGGCCAGAUCUGCAGAGCAUCUCUUAUACCAGUAUUAUCAUGCCUUCUGUGUUUGGCAUUAUCUGUCUGCUGGGUACUGCUGGCAACUCUGUAGUCAUCUUUACUGUAGUGAAAAAGUCCAAGUUCCACUGGCGUCACAACGUCACAGACAUCUUUAUUAUCAAUCUCUCUGUCGUGGACCUCCUCUUCCUCUUGGGCAUGCCCUUCAUGAUCCACCAGCUCCUGGGAAAUGGCAUCUGGCACUUUGGUGAGACGAUGUGUACACUCAUCACUGCCAUGGACGCUAACAGUCAAUUCACCAGCACUUACAUUCUGACUGCUAUGUCCAUUGACCGGUAUUUGGCUACAGUUCACCCCAUCUCCUCUUCAAGAUUCAGGAAGCCCUUUGUUGCUACCUUGGUUAUCUGUCUCCUCUGGAUACUCUCUUUUAUCAGCAUUACCCCGGUUUGGCUCUAUGCCAGGCUUAUUCCAUUCCCUGACGGGACUGUGGGUUGUGGCAUCCGCCUUCCACAUCCAGAAACUGACUUGUACUGGUUCACUUUGUACCAGUUUUUUCUGGCCUUCACCCUUCCCUUUGUGGUCAUUGCUGUUGCCUAUGCACGUAUCCUCCAACAUAUGAAGUCUUCCGUAGCCCCAACUACUCAGCGCAGCAUCCAGCUGAGGCUCAAGCGAGUGACACGAACUGCCAUUGCUAUAUGUCUGGUCUUCUUUACCUGUUGGUCACCAUAUCACCUGCUACAGUUGAUACAGCUGUCCAUCAGCCGCCCAACACUUACCUUCUACUACACGUACAAUGCAGCCAUCAGCCUGGGCUAUGCAAACAGUUGCCUCAACCCCUUUGUGUAUAUUAUGCUCUGUGACACUUUUCGUCAACGCCUGGUCCUCUCUGUCAAGCCUAUGGCACAGGAGUAGCAGAGGUCAGCCUCAUGGUGCCAGAAAGAUGGAUAUCAGGCCCAAGAUUAAAACCACCUGAUGUAAAAGAAAUAUAAUAUAUGGUUGCAAGCACCUUGAGCCCAGAAAAACUUUGAAUAGUCAGAGAUUAGCCAGAGAUAAUUAGAGAGAACAACUUGAGGGAACAAUAAAAUAAUGAUAAAACUUAGCUGAACAACUCUAAAGGGAAUAUGGUGAUUGUCUACAGAACUUGAAGGAUGUAAACACCAAGGAAGAAGGAUUAGUUAGGAUGAUAUGAGAUCCAUAUCUAGAGUAACUGAGCAAAGGAAAAUUUUCAAGAGGAACAGCACCCUCCCCUCUUGAAGCAGACAGAGGAUGGUGGCUGACAACAGUUAUCAAGACCCAAGGGAAGGUCUAAAGCCGUGAACACAGUAGUGGUCUUUUAAAAAGCUUCUAGACUCCUACUCAGAUACAGGGUACCUUUUCUCCAUUGAGAUGUUCCUGGGAGGCAAGGGAUUAAAUUAAAAUAGAGUAGGUCCCAGACAAAGAAAAUGUGUAAACUACAACUAAUGAUGGAAAUAGAUAUUAAUAAAUGAGUCCAACAUAAUUAGAAAGUUGUAGUUAACACAUACAAGCACAAUCUUGGAAAGUCAAAGCUUUAGAUUUUAUGAGAAGUCUUUCUCUCUAUUUCUGUCUCAUGUCCAUCUAUAGCACCUUGUGUUGAGAUAUCUGAAGGAUGAGAAUAUGUGGAGUAACUCCAAUUGUCAUAUUUUGGAAAAAAGAUGAGGUAGUUUAGGUUCUCUGGGUGGACUCACAGAACAUAUUAUUAGAAUCAAGGAAAAUGUUCCCUUAAGUUUGUCAGUGGAGUUAGUGGUGGAGGGUCUGCAUGUUUGAGUCAGUGGCUUGUCUGUGACUAAAGAGAAGAGGAAUUGUUGAUUUAUAUUUACAAAACACUAGCUGCUAAUAUAUCCAGAGUGUACCACUGUUGAAAUAAAGUAAGUCUGCUUUUUAUGCUU
Messenger RNA from Gavialis gangeticus (Gharial), 2111 nucleotides. It is a transcript of the gene MCHR1, whose product is annotated as melanin concentrating hormone receptor 1. The transcript is spliced from 2 exons. The record is from RefSeq and is a predicted model, not a curated record. Lineage: Eukaryota; Metazoa; Chordata; Crocodylia; Gavialidae. Gene Ontology annotation, molecular function: neuropeptide binding; melanin-concentrating hormone receptor activity. The coding region runs from base 133 to 1116 and encodes 327 amino acids. Gene Ontology annotation, biological process: neuropeptide signaling pathway. Gene Ontology annotation, cellular component: neuron projection; membrane.